AUGGCGCUUGUGGACGUCGUUUCCUUCUUGAAGACGUCUCCGCAGAUCCCGCUCACUCCUCUAGGGGACCGCAGGGCGUAUGUGAUGGUAAUACCUGCAUGCUAUGUUGGUCUUGGACUUUGGUAUAUGAAGAAGGUUGAAGAGCAUGCAGCUGAGAAGUCCACCCGCCCGUCGAAGAUUGACUGGGUGGAAGCUGGUGUUGUCUCCCGGGUUGUGAGGAAACAAAAUGGCUGUGCCUCAGUGGAAGCAAUACACAUCCUAAAAACCUCGCAGUCAAUCUCCCUCUCAGUUCAAGAACUCAUUGACUGCGAUUACAGCAACAGAGGCUGCUGGGGUGGUUUCUCUUUUAGUGCUCUCCGGUAUAUACAAAGAAAUGGACUCUCGAGCGAAUCCUCCUACCCAUACCGGGCUCGGAGAAGUAUUUGCAAAAAGGACAAAUUAGUAGCGGCAAGGAUAUCAGGCUUUCGGCUUGUCUACUGGACCGAGGAUGCUCUGGAGAAAGCGGUAGCGAAGCAGCCCGUGAUUGUCAGAUUACAAGGCACAAUUUAUCUUGAUAAUUACAAAGGGGGCAUCAUGGAGUAUGAAGCCUUGCCAACAAGAACUAACAUGCAUAAUGUCUUGAUUGUUGGUUAUGGCACGGAUCCCAACGGUGUUAAGUAUUGGGGCUUCAAGAACUCAUGGGGAGAUGAUUGGGGCGAGGGUGGGUUUGGGAGGAUCCGCAGGCAUGUUGCUGACAAGCGAGGUGUCUUGGGUAUGUUUAUGGAGCCAGGACUAUAUCCAGUGCUUAAUAUCUGA
Molecule: messenger RNA, 795 nt
Organism: Triticum dicoccoides
Lineage: Eukaryota; Viridiplantae; Streptophyta; Magnoliopsida; Poales; Poaceae
Product: ervatamin-B-like
Exons: 3
Coding region: 1-795 (264 amino acids)
Biological process (GO): proteolysis
Molecular function (GO): cysteine-type peptidase activity
Source: RefSeq, a predicted model, not a curated record